AUGAACCAAGUGGUCUUUGAUUCAUCUUUGGGCUGCGCUGUUCAGACUAGAUCAUGUGAUCACUGUUUUCAUCGGAAGAUCAAGUGUGACCGGCGAACUCCAUGUGCGCCCUGUCAAGAGAACCGCGUAGAAUGCCAAUAUGAGCGGCCUCGGAAGAAGCGCCGGUACAUUCGGCCGGCGUCCGAUGAUCCAGAUGUCAACUCAAGGGUAUCUUCCGAGAGGCAGAACGUCUUGUAUGAGGACAGGGGAGAUUGGAUGCCUGUUCAAACCGUUGACGUGAGCACCCCUACACAGGCACAGCAGCUGGAUUCGGAGUGUGUGAACAAUUCUACACAACUUACUACUGUCUCUCCUGUUCAACUGGAGACCGAAUACUGGGACCUUGGUAUGGGAGAAUGCUUCUUCUACCCAACCAACCUUUUCGGACUGGUCGACCUUCCUCCCUCUAUGCCAUCGUUCCCAUUGAAUAUACCCCAGAGUCCUAGCCUUUGCCUCUCACCUCCACUCCAGCAUGUCUCAAGUCAAAACGGAGUGCUGGAUCGUCUGCUAGAUGACAGCACCAUCCCACAGCUCAUCGACGUGUUCCUAGAGCGCCUACAACAAUCCAUGCCCUUCUUCACUCGCUCGUAUCUCCAUCAAAACAUUGCGCGUCAACGACAUCUUCAAGAUCGGUCUUUUGGUUCUUUGGUACAGGCGAUUUGCUCGCUAGUCCUUCUACAGCCCGUCCAAAGCCAGGAGAAACGCUCAUGGCCGAACCGUGAAGCAAGAGCCGAUGCACACUUGGCUCUAGCUGUAAACUUACACUCACAAUCUGAUCUAGGCCAGAGCCCGACUCUGGAAACUAUCAUGACAAGUGUAUUCUUGUUUGCGUGUCAGUUCUGCAAGGGAAAUUUCGAUGCCGCCAGAUUUCGGCUUCGGGAGGCCGCAGCGCUAGCCGAAGUGAUGAAUCUCGACAAGCCUGAAUCUUACGGUAGAAUUGGAGACACUGAGAAACAGCGAAGACUUCGGACAUUGAUCAGCCUUACGAUCAUCGAGAGGAUCUACUCGGUCCAAAGGGACUACAUUCCCGCCACGAAACUACUAAGCCGGAACAAGCUGCGAGAGCUACAGAACGCCAUCGCAUCUUCGCAUGACAGGGGCGAAAGCGAGAACAUAAUUGCCAUGGAGUGCAUCAGCAACAUGCUCGAGCAGGUGGACUUUAUUGAUCCCGAUAUAAUAAAAUGCUGGAAAGGUUUCUGUUGGGAAGAAGAGGCACCGACACACGUCACCAGAAGCACGAUACUCACUCUCUUACGACGCUACCGGAUUCCACCACAGUUUUCUGGACUUUCUGGUAUCGAUACUCAUGCUCAACAUGCAGAUAUUCUUGUUACCAGGCACUGGAUCAGGAUCAAGCUGUGGUCUUUAGCCAAUAGCCACGGCUACGUUGAAGCCCUUUCUGACGAUGAGGAAUUCCGUCAUGAAUACGCCGUUACCAUUGCCAGCGAGGCUCUAGACACCUGUUUGCAGUUCCAGAUGACUAGUCUCGAGGUACAUGGCAUCGGACUUGCCGACUCGUCGUCCAGUCUCUCCUCGCCGCCCGCGAGCCCUCAGAUCGAUGUGUCGGUUGAAGGUCUCCUCCGUGAAGUGAUCCGUAAUAUCAAUGACCGUCUCAAUACUCUCGAGACCACGGCUCGCGACCAUGGCCAGCACUUAGCCCGUAUUGACCGCAGUCUCGCCAACCUGACCGCUACAACAACCAACCUCCAUGCUAGAGCCCUCAAUUCCACUGCUUGUGCGUCUAGUUCGGCCCUCACCCCUCUGGUCAGUCCAGUGACUGGCGGCGCCAUUCCCGAUUUCCCCCGCACCUAUGGUGAGGUUCAGCGACUCAACGGUACGUACAUGAAAGCUUAUCUUCCGGUCGUUGCUUUUAAUGCUGAUUUCUUUAUUACAGCUCGCGAGCUUGGAGGCCUUCUGCGAUCCCUCGGUCUGCGCGGCGCUAGAAAUGCUGAGCAGAAGCGAGGUGACUUCAUCCGCGCAAUUGGCAUUACCAAGUUGGUCCGCCGUUAG
Fusarium tjaetaba is the source of this 2049-nucleotide messenger RNA. RefSeq names its product transcription activator amyR. Gene Ontology annotation, molecular function: DNA-binding transcription factor activity, RNA polymerase II-specific; zinc ion binding. The record is from RefSeq and is a predicted model, not a curated record. Gene Ontology annotation, biological process: regulation of DNA-templated transcription. The transcript is spliced from 4 exons. NCBI's taxonomy places the organism in Eukaryota, Fungi, Ascomycota, Sordariomycetes, Hypocreales, Nectriaceae. Bases 1 to 2049 code for a protein of 682 amino acids.